AUGUCAGACCCCGUCGCAGCUCCUGCUGCUCCGAACGCUCCCCGUACCCGCAAUCGACGCCGAGGGAGGGGCCCCGCCAACCGCGAAGGCCGACAAAAUACACCAGGCCAACCAACAGAUGGCCAGCCUCCAAUGCAAACACCACAAGCUCAGCCCGAUGCCAGCCUAAAUACCGCGAACUCGAAUGAACAAUCACGUCCACGGAGAGGAAACCGUGAAGGAGGCCCCCGACCACGACGAGGCCGUGGCAAUGGCUCGCAAAAACCGCCGAUAGAGAAUGGAGAACAAUCUGGACAGCCGGCUCAGGCUCAGUCGCGGGGAAUGCGUGCCAGAGGAUUUGGGGCUCGGCUGACAAAGCCUGGCCAGGAGUCUGAAGACCAACCACACGGAACGGUGGCGGAUAGCCUCCGGGCUGAUGUGCCGGAUUUUGUACCCGGUAUGCCUGCUUCGAAUAUCGAGUCGGUUCCUUCUUCAGGGAAAGGCAAAGGGAAGGCCAAGCCGAAGGGACCGUCAAAGCCGCCUAAAGUUACGACGAAAUCAGUAGCCAACGAUAUCGCAACCCGAAUUCACGAAGACAUCGCCCACAAUCUGCCGAAGGUCUAA
Molecule: messenger RNA, 603 nt
Organism: Penicillium pulvis
Lineage: Eukaryota; Fungi; Ascomycota; Eurotiomycetes; Eurotiales; Aspergillaceae
Product: Zinc finger NF-X1-type
Exons: 2
Coding region: 1-603 (200 amino acids)
Source: RefSeq, a predicted model, not a curated record